AUGUGGUCAAAGAUAGUACGAUUUAUUCCAAAGAUUGGAUGUAUUUUCAUUCUGAUUCUAAAAGUACGUUAUAUUUUUAUGUGAACUUUGCAAUCAACUGCUUUAUAUAACCCUUAUAAUAAUAAUUCUAAGGAAAAAUAGAAAAAUGCCGUCAUACGAAAUGCCACUAUUAUUGCGUAUUAUGAAAAAGCCAGAAUUGGUGGCAACUUUAAAAAGAACAAGUGAAACAAUAUUCAACACAGGUGGUAUUAUUAGAAAAAUUGAGAAUUGGGGAGUGACUGAAUUACCAUACAAAAUUUCUAUCCAUAACCAUCUUCAUAGUGAAGCAAAUCAUUUUUGUAUAUGGUUUGAUGCACCUCCAAGAUUAAUAGAACAUAUUGUAGAUGAAGGUAGAAGGGAUAUUGAUAUCAUUAGAAUAAAGGUAUAUAAUCAUUUAAAACCACCUAAGACAGAAUGUACGUUGCAUGAGGAAAUGUUACCACCGCCAUAUAGGCCCAGUGUUCAGAAACUAAUGGAAAUAGCAGAGAAACAGCAUAGAAACAGAUAUGCAUUUAAGUACAAUAGUGGGUUGAAUUAUUAUCCUUUUUGCAAAUAAUUAAAUAUGGGCUUUCUUCUGUUCAAUGUAGUAUUAAAUCAUAUUUGUUUCAAAAUAGAAUAUUAAAGAAAAUAUAUUAAAAGUAUCAACUGGAGAAACGUUUUGCUAUAGUGAUAGUAUUUGGAUUUAGGGUCGAAAACACAUUUAGAAAGAAUAUAACACAACUGUACUCCAUAUUAACAUUUGAUAUAAAAAUCACUUGUUUA
Harpegnathos saltator (Jerdon's jumping ant) is the source of this 801-nucleotide messenger RNA. It is a transcript of the gene mRpS6, whose product is annotated as mitochondrial ribosomal protein S6. Gene Ontology annotation, biological process: translation. Gene Ontology annotation, molecular function: small ribosomal subunit rRNA binding; structural constituent of ribosome. NCBI's taxonomy places the organism in Eukaryota, Metazoa, Arthropoda, Insecta, Hymenoptera, Formicidae. The transcript is spliced from 4 exons. Gene Ontology annotation, cellular component: mitochondrial small ribosomal subunit; ribosome. The record is from RefSeq and is a predicted model, not a curated record. Bases 146 to 595 code for a protein of 149 amino acids.